CAGCCUCUGAAAUGAGUAACACAUGACAGCUGUUUUUCUUUCAGUUGUUUGUCAGGCUGGAGAGGUGAACACAACCUUAAGAUAAUGAUUGUGGUCAAGUUUCGAGUGGUUGCGGUGGUCUUUUUUCUAAACUUCCUCUGGACUUUUGUCAAUUGUGAUGUAGCUGUCUCCUGUGAUUUGAAGGAAAACUGCAUCUUACCAUGUCAGUUUGAGCCUGGUCCUGAAGAGGUCAUCCACUGGAUGAAAGAAAACAUUCCUGUCCACUCAUUUUACUACAACAAAGAUCAGCUUGGAAACCAGGACCAGCGCUUCAAAGGCAGGACGUCAAUCUUUAAGGACCAGAUCUCCAAAGGAAAUGCUUCAUUACUGCUGAGAGAUGUGAAUUUUCAGGAUGAGGGCAGAUACAGGUGCUACACCAGCACCACCAGAGGAAACAAAGAGUUGUUCAUCCACCUGACUGUGGACGUUCCAGUCCAAAAAGUUUACAUUGAGCAGUCAGGAGAAAGCAUCAUCUGCAGGUCAGAGGGGAUCUACCCUGAACCUACACUCACCUGGUCUACAGAUCCUGAAUCUUCUUCCUCCAUUGAGUCAAAACCCAGUGUCCAGCAGAACGGACAACUUUACAGCAUCAGCAGUUCUCUGACACGCUCAGAAAUUGAUGCUGGUUUAAAUUAUAUCUGCACUGUCAGCACAAAAAAAAGCAGAAGAACAGCAACUUUAUUUAAACUGACUACUGUCACUGGUUCUGAGUCUGAAAGAACAAUCCAGUGCUCUGACUCAAAAACCCCUGUAACUCGUUUCAUCUGGAGAUUCAACCACAGUCAGAUCAUCGCGACACAGAGUGAAGCUGGGGGAUCUUACACAGCUUCAGAGGAGUGGAGGCCGUAUGUGAAGAGUGUUUCAGAGACAGGAAGCCUCACACUACAAAACUUAUCUACAGAUAAGAAAGGAAUAUACACGUGUGAACUCAUUAAUGUUGAUGAGACACUAAUAAAAAACACCUUUCUUCAGAUUACAGAAGAGAAAUCAAAUAGUAAUGACAUCAUCAUAGGCGUGGUGGUGGUUGGAGUAGUUGCAGUUAUUGCUGCCGUGGUGCUGCUGCUUGUCUGCAAAAACAAAACAGCCAAGAAAAACAAAAAUAAGGAUAACAAGAAAAAUGAAAAAGAAAGCACACCUGCUGAAAAGAAGAGUUUGAAAAGCUGAGUGAGAAGUGAAUCUGUGAUUUAAUGCCCGCAAAUCUCUAAUGGAGCCACUAAUGAGAAACCAAAGAUGAUGAUGGACAGAGGUCGGACAGCUGAAGUGAAGUUUUUUUUCGUAAAAAUAAAAAGUAUUCAGACUGAAUGCUUUCAGUCACAGUUUUAAAGACUUAACCAAAGGUUGCUGUAUCUACACUGUUUUAUGAAGGAGAAAGACACAUUGUACUUUGCACAAAAUGGGUACAAGACAUAAUUCUACAGUGCAAAAUGCUCUACUACAUUUCCUUGAUGGGAGAGACUUGACAGACAGGAUUAUAGUGACUGAGUAAUCACAGAUUCUUGAAAACUCAACAUUUGGGGUACUUUCUCAUUCUUUUUACUAAUUCUUGUUAAUGGAUUUUUUUUGUGCACAUAUAGGCACGUCGACAAGAUGAAAAUAAUAUAGAACAAAAAAAAGAAUCAACUACGUCCUCUUAUUAAACUCUUGAUGCUAAGCCGUCUGGGGUGAACAGAAAUUACAGUUUUCUCCUGGAGUAUCCAUCCUACUUCCAUCCAUAGCUACUUAUUCCAGCAACUACUGGGCAAGAAGCAGGGACAGAUCACUAAUCUAAUGUAGGGCUAACACAGAGAGACAAACCACCAUUCACACUGGGAUUCAUACCUAUACACAAUUUAGAAUUAGCAAUUAACCUAACCCGACUAACUGCAUGCCUUUGGACUGUUGGAGGAAGCUGGCGUACCCAGAGAGAACCCUUUAUAACACAGGGAGAACAUGCAAACAACCCUUUCACAUCUUAUUCAGUUGAGGCAACACUGCUAACCAUUGCACAACCAUGCUGUCCUCUCUUGGAGUGAAUAGAACAAAAUUUUAUGCUGUAAAAUUGGAGAUGAAAACCAAUUUUAAGAUUGCAGAAUUACUCAUUUGACUUUGUGAGAAAGCAAUGUGGGAAACACACUUUGCCGCACCUGCUGUUACUCUUUAUUUGUAUUUGCUGAUUACUGUUUACAUGUAUUUGAUAUAUGGAUGUAAAUGGAGAUUUUAGGAGUUAAAUGAAGUUCAGUCUUUGUGUGAGACAUAAUCUGACUGCAGUCCGAUUAAUGUUGUACAUAUUACAGAGACAUAAUGUUGCAGUGAAAGCUCCUCCUUGUGGAGCUACAGCUAUGAGUAUGCAAAAACUACUACUGCAAUCAGCUAGUUUGGCUUGCAGAUCUAGAAGUUCGGUGAACAGAUGAAUAAUGAAGCCGGAAAAACAAAACCCUCCUCUGGGAGAAAUACUUUAUAUUAUAUAUUUAAAAUGAAUAAUGACAAGUUGAUCAGUCAGUUUCAUGGUCACUUCCAUUCUUUGCUUGUUAUGUUUGGAUUCAAAACACUAAGAUUGCAACAGCUCAAUAUCAUGGAAGCAUCCAUGUUUCAGAUAUACAGUCUAUGCUGAAAAGUUCACUCUGAAAACAGCAUAAUAAAUAAAAAACAAACAAAACAACAAUAGCUGUCACAUGAUUGAAUACAAAACAAAACCAAACACUAAAUGCAAAUCCUUUCAGAUCUUCAUUCUUCUUCUCUUUUUACAAAUAUGCCUGAAACACAACAAGAACUUUUACACAUUGGACAAGUUUUUUGAAAAUAUCUUAUUAUUUAUGACUGUAAAAGUAAAGAUUUUCUCAUUUUCUCUUCCUUCUCUUGCUGCACCCUUAAGAUGACUAAUUAAAUUACUUAUUUAAUUAGAUUACUAAUUAAACAAUGAAUUACAAGCACAACUACUGUUUAAAUGUAAAUAGUAUUAGCUUUGAUUUUUGUGUUUUUAAAUUUUAACAACUUCAGAGAGAAUUAUUCAUUACAUUUUGCAAAAAAAUUCUCUCUGAUCUUAAAUAUGUGAUAAUUAUUAAAAUAUUUUUGGAAACCCUUGUUUUUUUUAUUUGUUUCUAUACGUGCACUUAAGGUUUAAUUAUAAAGUGUUUAAACGUACUCAGAGAGGGUAACCAAGACAAAUUGUUUUCAGUCUUUUGCAAAAACACUGGAUUACUGGAUUCUGAGAGCUCAUUCUGACCCAAAUAUUAAAAUUAGGGUAAAUUCACUUAUCUCAUCUUGAGAUUCAGCUACAACCAGAUUAUUAUGACACAAAGCUAAGGGAGCUUACACAGUGUCAGAUGAAUGGGGGCAAUGUGUGAAGGAUGAUCCAGAGUCAGAGAGCUUCAUACUGUAGCGCUUAUCUUCAGAUCAGUAAGAAAUGUUUGCAUGUGGACUCACAAAUGCUGACAAGACAUUUAAAACAAACACCUUUCUUGAAGUUAUAUACAAUAGUAUCAAAUCAUUUAAAAAGCAAACAAACAUGGAUAUUCCAUUAUACAUUUAAGGUCAAGAAAAUGUUCCACGAAAGAUUUUAUCAGUCAACUGUUGUGAAAAUCUGAAAUAAAGUGAGGUGAACACAACCAGUUUGUACUUGGGUUUUACAAAGAAGUCAAACAACAGUAGAGACAGUAUGACAACAGCCUGCAUGUUUUUUGAACAAAGAAGAAUUACAGCAUGGAUUCAUUAACAAUCAUUCAGGAUAUUUCAGCAUUUAAUUGUGCAGCUCUGGGAUAAAAACAGAUUUUCAGACUGUUUGUCCUUGUUUUAAUUGAUCUGCAGAAACUGCUUGAUCUAUUAUGGUAUUAUGAUGAAACAUAAUAGGUGAAUUAUGUUUCAUAUGCUGCUUUAGUCUUCUUAAUAAUUCAAGUAUGUAGGGUAUAUGCCACAGGCAGGAGUAAGGGAACUUAGUAUAAGUAUUAAUGCCUUUGCACAUUGGACAAGUAAAAUUUCUGUAAAUAUUUUGUGUUUAAAAAUAUUCUUCAGUCUCACCUAUUGUUAAUGUGGCUAUUCACAAUGACUCCGUAAUUUCACAGGACAUAUUUGUGACAUUUGUUUUUUGAAUGAAGCUUGAUUUUUCCUGAUAUAUAAACACUGCUCAAAAAAUAAAAAGAACACAAAAAUAAGA
Molecule: messenger RNA, 4168 nt
Organism: Oreochromis aureus
Lineage: Eukaryota; Metazoa; Chordata; Actinopteri; Cichliformes; Cichlidae
Product: V-set domain-containing T-cell activation inhibitor 1-like
Exons: 6
Coding region: 85-1203 (372 amino acids)
Biological process (GO): cell surface receptor signaling pathway; cellular response to lipopolysaccharide; T cell costimulation
Cellular component (GO): external side of plasma membrane
Source: RefSeq, a predicted model, not a curated record